Heterotrigona itama is the source of this 3716-nucleotide messenger RNA. Lineage: Eukaryota; Metazoa; Arthropoda; Insecta; Hymenoptera; Apidae. The record is from the annotation of a GenBank genome assembly.
CGUGCAGACGGAUACAAUAAGAACAUAAGAUUUAUUCCUACACCUAAUAAAAUUCCAUAUUCAACGCCAACAAUCAAGCAGAAUAAGAAGGUCACAAACAUUGGAAUCAAAUCCUUUUUACUGGUAGAAUGGAUUCCGGUGAUACUGAUUUAAAAAAGACAUUUGAUAUAGAGCAGAUGGCCUUAAUCGGCAAGAUGCAUAAUAUGCAGUGGCUAAAAAGUAAUUCUCAGUUAUCAGGCCACACAAAAACACUUCCAGAUGAGAAAGAAACAGUAAAUAAUACAGUUAAAAGUGAAGUAAAUGAAGGAACACAAGAGGAGAAUGAAGUUAUUUCAACUCCUUUAAAUAAUUCUGAAUUAAAUAAAAUUGAUUCUGUUUUAAACAAAGAUACAAAUGAAAACGAUAACACAGUAAACAAGGAUAUAGUUCAAUCACCUUUGAAAGUGGUUGAUUCUCCUCAGAAAGAUAUGGAAACAGUUUGGAAUAAUGAUGUUGAUGUAACUAAUACGCUAUUUUCAAACUCUCAAUCUGUGGUAACACAAAAAGUGGAUGAACAAGAAGUGAUCAAUAUGUCUGCAAUGAAAAGCAUUGUUACUGUUCAAUUGGAACAACUUAGGCUUAACAAAGAGGAAAAUCAUAAAUCUGACGAAUCACGUAAUGAAUGGGAUAAUGACCAGCAUAAUAUAUCAAAGUCAAACAGUGACGUAGAUAAUCAAGUAAGCUCAAAGCAAUGUCAUGAUAACAAUAAUAAUAAUGAGCAAUCCAAAAGUCAGUCAUCACUGGAAACAAAGAUAAAUAUACAGAAGACAACUUCAAAAAUUAAUACUAAAAGAUUAAGUGACCAAAAAAUUAAAAAACAAAUAGGUAACUCUUUAAAAGAAUCUUGGAACUCGAAACAUGGUUCUAAAUCUAAGGAUGACUUGUUCAAUUUAUGUAAUGAUAAUAUUGUAACCUCAACUUCUAUGGAUCCAAAAAGAAUAGCUGUAGGGACAACAUCUAAGCUUAAUGAUAAAUAUAACAAAGUCAAUAGUUACAAUAAAAAUUUAAUCGCAGGAAAAGGGACACGAAUGAAAGAGCAACAAUUUUUUAAACAACAUUUUUCUACAUUUAAUGAUAGUGGUAAUAAAAGCAGAUCCAUAGAAGGAUUAGAUGAGAAAAGUAAAUCUGUUACAACAAAAUUAAAACCAAGUGGAAGUGAAUUAGACAAAAAAAGCAAUGAAGUGGAUGACAUAAAAAAAUGUCAUAAGGUUGAAGUGACACGCACUCAAUCAUAUAAUGUCCAAUACAUUAGGAAUAAAUCUUUAAUAAAAUCACAGCAACGAUAUUCAAGAAAUACAACUAAGCCAGAAGAAAAUAGUUGUAUUAAUAAUCCAUCUGGCUUUAAUAACAGUAUUAAUGUGUCUAAUUCAACUGAGAACGUAUCAAGAAAGAAAUGUGAAACACAACAAUCUUCAACAAAUAAACAAAUUAGCAAUAUACAAUCCAAUCAGAACGCUUUUGGAAAAGGUACAAAGAAUUCAAAUAUUACAGACUGCAACACAAAUGAAAGGAAUUCAAUAAAGUCAAACUCGAUAUCAAAUAAACGAAAUUAUCCCAAUUUAUCUAAUGCAAAGAAUAGUAAUGAAAGAAAUAUUAGAGAUGAUCAGGCAUACAAUCAGAAAUUUAAGAAAGAUUCAAAUAUUUAUAGGCGAUCUUCAGGUGUUCUUCAGACAUACUUUAAGGAUGUAAAUGGAAAAACAAAAACAGAUGAUCACAAAAGAAAUAUUACGGAUAAUAACAUAACGAAAGAUUACAGAGUAAAUCAUAUUAAUUCAGGAGAUGGAAGAAUGCGUUCUCAAUCUAAAGGCUCAAAAAUAACUGUAUUCUCUCAUAAGACAAGUAACGGUGCUAGUAAUACAAAGACUGAUGCAUUAGAUUCAACUGCUAUAAAUAAUGUACAGUCUAUAAAUCCAUUAAAUUCUUUUUCGAAUAGUACCAAAGAUUGCACAGGUAUAUAUACAUCAUCUCAUACACCACAAGAAUCACAGAUUUCACAAGCUUCUUGUAAUGGAACUGAAGUACAAUUUGUGAAGACUGAACAAGAAGAUACUAGUAAUAAUAAUAGCAAUAAUAAAACAAGUACUAGUAAUUCAGAAACGAAAUCAGUUAAAUUUUUAGAUAACAUUCAAGAAUUUAAUAUGUCACAUCAUUCUGCAAUAUCAUAUUCUGAUAAUUCCAUACAUCAAAACAAGCUCCCAGCAAAUUCGUUGUAUUCUGAUUUACAGAAUAUAUCACAUUCAAAUAAUGCUCAACAAAUUGAAAACCAUCAAAAUGUAGAAAAUAAAAGUUAUUUUGAUAAUACUAAUUCUCAAUAUAAUAAUACGACCACCAACAACCAGAACACUGAACGAGAUUUACAUAUUAUGGAUUUAGUGCAUCAAAAACCAGAACAAAUGUCGCAUAUAUCACAACAAAAUGUAUUACCACAUCAUAAUUCCAAUCCAACUAUCACUAUGGGAAAUGGUUUACCGUAUCAGAAUAUGCCUGCUGUCUAUCUAAAUCACUAUAACAAUACACAAACUGUACCAAGAAAAACAGCCGACAGUACAAUUAUCCCUCAAAAUGUUAUAAUUCCAAGUACUUCUUCUUACACUGUAGAGAAUCAAAACAUGUUGCAAACUGAUCCUUCCAACAUUUUAAUGCAUAAUACUCAAACAUCGGUUAUACCUCCACCAGGUUUUCACAAUCAUCCUAUAACUACGCAGCCUAAUCAGUGGAAUUUGCCUCUACCUGAUGUGUUUCUUUUUGGAAAUAUGAUGAAUCCUCCGCAUUCUUUGAACAUACCAAUGCAGAAUUCCAGAAACAUGUGCAACACAGAUUUCAACAACAUUCAACAACCAAGUUAUUUGCAACAACCAUUAUUUUACGUUCCACCGAUGUGCAUGCAAAGUUGGAAUCCCAUGAUACAGUAUCCAGCACGAUUAUACCAAAAUCCUCCAUAUAACAAUUGCACAACAUUUCCAAAUCAAGUAUUACCAACAAACACUUUGACAGACUCUAUGAAUUGCCCUGUGUCAACGUCUGUACAGAACAAUCUGUAUAAACAUUUCCAGCAGGUGCAACCCAUGGAAAAUGCUCCGAGCUUUUCUGUUCCUAUAAAACUUGACAAUUACAUGGGAAAUGUGCAAGGUUGUAAAACGAAUAAUGUCAGAAUGAAGGAUAAUACUGUAGACGUUCACAUGAGACCUAGUCAGUAUCGACCACUUGUGCCAAACGAAUAUCAAAAUUGUUCUCAAGAUAAUCAGUUGAUGGUACCGUUCUCGUACGCGGUUACAAUGGACCCUAAGAAUGGCCCGUCGAAUAUGCACAUGCAAGUGAAUCAGAAAUACGAUCCAUGCGGUUUUGCUACCGGUUAUCAAAGAAUUCCAGAGUCUUGUUCUGUGUUUCACAAUAAUCAGUACCCCAACAGCAGAAAAGAUGAUGUAUCAAAAAAUACUCCUGAAUGUGUACCACCUAUGGUGUCGCCAAGAGAAUGUAUGUACUACGGAGUUAAUUACUCGCGAAAGACUGAUAAUAUGCAAAAUUCAACCAUACGGUCGGACGUAAAACCCAUAACAUACAACAUGCAUCCGCAGCAUUACGUACCUCAUUUUCAAAAAAAUGCAACUUACCAUACGUUGCCGAAGGAACUUUCGUCGAGGGUAAACAUGGGACGUGGUAUGCGCAAAAUGGAUCAG